GGCCGAUCUGUGAUGGCGUGAGCAGGCGUCUUCCCUCUCAUGGAGAGUACCAAGCGUGGCCGAGGUGCCUCCUUCACCGACCCGUCGACGACCGAUCUCCCUCACCGAGCUUCACGCCGGAGGAUGCCGCGCGGCGACGAGGGCGAGCGGGCAGCCAGAGGCACCGCCUCCCUUGCCUGUGGCGGCUGUGGCGGCACUCCCAGCACCAGCAGCGCAACCCCGGUGGAAGGCCAUCACCCGCCAAGCGUGGGCGGCAGCAGUGGCGUCGACGACUCGCCAAUGAGGAAUAUCGUGGAGGAGGUGGCCAUGCUGCACCUGUCGCCCGUCAGGGAGGGGUUAGCGGACGACGGGCGGUGGGCGGAUCAGCCACAGCCACCACCACCACCCGCAGGGGCGUCUGCGGCGGGUCCGAGUGAGAAAGCGAGGCCGUGCGCCUCCGCAUCCUCGGCUCCGUGCAGGGGGUGGCAGUGCCCUCCCUCUUCAUCGGCGUCUUCGUCUGCACCGGGGUGGUCGAGCGGUGCUGUUGGGCGACAUGGCGAGAACGAGGAGGGGCAGCUGCCUUUCGAGAUCUUGUUCCUCGUGUGCUUCUUCCUAGACGGCAAGGUCGGUGGGGUGGCACAUUGGGGGGGAACACCCACCGUGGUUGGUGUUGGUAUGUGUGUGUUGAUGUGAUGUGCCUGUGUCUGUGGUGUCCCGCUGGCUGUGCGGCCAGGGUCUGGCGUGUUUCGGUACGGUGAGUUCUUUGUGGCAGUCGGUGUCGGGUGUGCAUCCGUCGUGGCAGGAGCUGGUGCUCAAGGACUUCGGCUUCAAGUACGAGAACCUCGUCAUGUACACCGGACAAAACGACUGGCGACUCCUCUACGCACGGUACGUACGGUGGGGUGGGCUACCUAACCCACACACGCACCCAUAGCAUAGCAUACACACAGACAGACACCGACCCACCGCACCCACCAUGAACAGAACAGGCCUCCCCUUCUUCGCUUUGUUGUUUUUGUUUUGUCUUUCAGUGUAGCUGGAUUCAUAGCCAACCUGCGCAACGGCACCCCCGUCAAGACGGUGUGGCCCCAGCUGCUGGAGCCCCUCACGGGCGUCGACUACGAGGGCGCCGUCGCCAUGAGCGCAGACACAUCGCUGCUCCUAUGGGAAAACGGUACGCACACGCAAAUCCAUCACAUAAAUCCGCAAACAACGCAUUCUUGAUGAAGGAAGGCGUCUCUGCUGCUGCUGCUCGGGUGUGUGUGUGUGUGUGUGUGUGCAGGUCGUGUGCUGCAGGUGGUAGACAUGGAGGAGGGCCGUACGCUGUUCACCAAGGAGAUCGACCCCGAGCAGUACCCGCGCAACCGCGAGACCCGGCCCUGCAUCGUCAACACCAAAACACGGGUCAGACAGUGAGUCAGUCAGACAGACAGCGAGGGAGAGAGGGGAAGAGAGACCAUAGAGACCAUCCGACCGGUGAGCACGGAAGAAUUGUGUGGGUGCGUUGGUUCCUUCAGGCGUUUGUGCAUCUGAAUGGCGACAUUCUGGUGUACGACUUGCGGACCGGUGAGUUCGUGCGGAAGCUGGAGAUCCCCGACGGCACGCAGCUCGAGAGCAACGACUUCGCACUCGACAUAUCCAUUAGAAACGACCAGGUGCGGGGCGGGGCGGGGCGCUCGUGCGUGGGGGCACGUCACGCACAGAGAGAAUGUUUAUUCAUUUCCUGUGUGUCGCCAUGUCGCCAAUUGAAUUGGCGUGCGUCAGGUUGCGUUUUUGGCGAUUGAUGCGCUGUACAUGUGGAAUUCCGAGACGCUCGAGUUCCUCUACAAGAUCAGACACGGCGAGAAAGUCAACGGACCCAACCACUUCACACAAAACGUACACAACACACACGACAGACACACCCACCCUUCCAUCCAUCCACCCACCUAGCCACAAUUCAAUGCCUCUCGCCCUGUGCGUGCGUGUGUGUGUGCCGGUUGCCAUCCAUCAUGACAUCAGAUGUCAGAGGAGUUGGAUUUCCUGUGGGCGGGAUACCAGUGGGUGGAUGACGACAGCCUUGCCGGCGCCGCGGCGUUCGAGGACCCCGAGGUGCGGCAGCCCCAGCGGCUGUGCCGCAAGAGCGCCAACGUCGUCACGUGGCUCAAGCGGGCCGGCUACGAGAUCUGCAUCUUCGACAUCGCCAGUGGGCGGCUCCUGCAGAACCUCAAGGGUGGGUGGGAGCGGAGGGAGGACGGGGGAGCGGCAUGUCAUGUGGUGCGGUGGGUGCAUGGGAUGGGUGUGUCGGUGGAUGGAAUGGACCUGAUCAGGUCACACGCAUGAGGUGGUUCGGGUGCGUCAGACUCCAAACCCAUACGACUCCAAUGAGUACUUCCUCGCGUCUCUGGUAUGGAUGGCCACUCACAGACAGACAGACAGACGGGGAGGCCAAGACGUGUGUCUCAUCUGUUGUGUGUGUGCCUUGCCUGAUGUGAUGUGGCUGUGUGUCUGGUCUGCUGUCUGUGUGCAGGACACGUUGGGUACGGUAUGUGUGUGGGACAGCAGCGGCGAGACCUUCCCGUGUGUGUACGUCCUCAAGACCAACAACUCCCUCUCCUUCCGCCUCUGCCUCACGCCCUCACACCUCAUCACACUCUCAGAGAACACACAUGGGGACGCCGCACCAGAACAAGUCGAACUCAAGAUCUGGAAGUAAGCACACAAACCCAACAACACACACACACACACACACGCGGAUGCCCUCAAUCCACAUCACAUCGGUGUUUGCUCGUUGUUUGUCACACUUUACAGGUUUGACCCUCCCCGUCCGAAGCGACGUCUGCAGCGUUUCCGCAAAGGCGGCCCGUCCCUCCCCCCCGUCACACCUCGGCGCGCCCCCCUGUCGAGCAAGGCCCUCGCCGACAUGCCACUGGAGGACCCGCCAUGCUCACGCUACGCCCCGCCAUCCAACGUCGUGUCGAGCGCCUCCCGGCAGUUUUUCGCUAACCCCCUGUCGGCCAUGGAGGCAGCAACCAUCGCCCGGGAGGACCGCAGGAAGGGGCACAAGGCGACCACCAAGGACGGGCGGGGUUCGGGUGCGGCGAGCAGCUUCAUCGAGAAGGUCAAGGCGGGGCUGAGGAAGGUGGAUCGCCCGGUGACUCGGGAGGGGGGCAUGGUGGGGGGUGGGGGGCCGACUGUGGCGGGGUCGACGGCCACGCGUGUGGUGAGCCGGCAGCCGUCGAUAUCCAUGACGCGCACGUGCACGGCAAUGUCUGACGACAACGAGUCAGACAGCGCCCCCAUGACGCCGAGGUUUGGCGAAGAGGGCGAUGGCGAUGGAGAUGGAGACGACCACAUGGAGGACGAUGCCCAUCCACCACCAAGGGCCAUGUCGAGCCGCUCGUCCACGCGCGACGAGGAGCUGCCGCCACUGCACGGUGAGCGAGAACGAGGGAAAGAAAACCAUUCACUCUCGCUCAUGUGCUCUCCUUGCGUUGGUCCGUGUCGCUUGCAGUGUCUCUGCCCCCCAUGCCACCAGGCGGUGGGUGUGUGUUCCCGGGCGGUUCGCCAUCCGACGAGUCGAGCCCUUCGUCCGUCGCCCGCUUCCCGCAGCACCGCGGCCCCCCUCGCCGCGUGUGGCAGAAGCGGCAAAGGAAGCAGCCCGACAGUCUCCCGAAGAAGGACGUCAAGGAUGCCAGCGGCUCCGGCUCGUCUGGGAAGGCCACUCGUCCGGUGCUGUACGACUUGCGGACGACUGAGCUGCGCAACGACGUGUAUUUCGCGGAUGUGAUCGACAACCAAAUUUUGGGGGUGUGGUACUCGACGUCGAGGCCGGGGUCUGCCGAGCCGUGGAGUCUCUCCCACUCUGACUGGGAGGUCUACACCGUCCUCUCGGUGAGUGAGGGAGCUGAGCACGCCACAGAUGGCGAGCGACGUACCCAUAUACGUGGUGUCUCUCUGUGUGUAUCUCUGUGUCUGCGUGUCUUUUGUCAGGAUGCGGAUGUGGCAGCGAUGGAUCGCGAACACGAGCAGAUGCGCAGGAACCUCGAAGAGGCCUUCGUGCUCUCGGAGCGAUACCCGCCCCAGACGCCCCCACGGCCUUUCCGCCGCAGCACGCCCUCCUCCCUCGUCAGGACGCACACCCACCGCUUCUUCAACCCCGCACUGCUCACGCCCCCAGAUCAUGGGCUCGCGCGCCACCGCGGCCCGUUUCGCGGCGCCAAUCGGGUGUCCCCGCCCAUGCCGCCAGUCCUACAGUACUUCCAGAGCUACUAUGGGUCGCGAGUGAGCCCACACACGCGUGCUGCCCCACCGCAGCGGCACCGUCUGGCCCCCCAGCCAUCGUCGGGGGGCGUCUUCUCGCCAUCGAUUGGGCGGAGGGAUGCCCAUGCCUUCCUGGCGCUGCAGCGGAGUAUGACCACACCCCCUUCGCAGUUCCCCAGCGUCAUGAGCAUGUCGCCCUCCGCGAGCGUGACGAGCAGCCAGGGCGGGCCGCCGCUCCCGUUUCCCCCGGAGCUGCCGCAGCCCCCCGUCGCCCCUCCCUAUUCACCGGUGCCGCCACGCCACUCACACCGGCCGGUGCCCCUCCCCUCUUCUCUCAUCGGCAUCCCCCGCCCCAUCCCCCCUCCCCCGUCGCUGGCCAUCACCCCAAUGGACGGGGCGUCACCCGUCGGGUCACCACUUAGCCACGCGUGUGCGGCCGGCUCGAGCAUCGCCACCACGCCUGAUGCCAUGCGGCCAAUGGCCUCGCCGGCAAUGGAGCAGAGCACCACGGCAGCUGCUGCUUCUGCUUCGGCUAGUGCUGGUGUGGGUGAGAUGGGGGCUAGCAGCAGUAGCAGCAGCAGCAGCAGCAGUGUGGGAGUGGGAGUGGGUGUGGGAGUGGAAGUGGAGGUGCAGACGGAUCCUGCCGAGCUGGUCUUGACGUCCCCGCUGGUGAGGCGGCGGCUCAUGCAGCGGCUGCGCCAUCUGCAGCAGCAGGAUGACGGGGCCAACGAGCCUGUGGGGCACCUGUACCUCGACAACAGGUAGGUACACCUGACUGACACCGAAAAGGAUAUGUAUCGGUUCGUGUCGAUGUGUCUCUGCGCAUGUGAUGUAGGCGUGCGUUUGAGAUGCGCAACCGUGCGGACACCUGGAGCCUCCUCGACUGGAAGUCCGUGUCCAUCGAAGAUGACGGGUGCGCCACGGAGAGAGACUAGGGCAGCUCAGCCAACUAGCAUAGCGCGACUGAUUGGUCAUGUGGUUGGCAUGCUAUGCGAUGCCAUGCAGUACUUUGGUCAUCUACGACUUCUGCCCCAUCUCUGAGGACCCAUGGCGCAAGCGACAGGAGCGCUCCAAGCCCCACCAACCAGCUGCCGUGACGCAGGCUGCUCCUUCAUAGGGAGCGAGACGAGACGAUACCUCAGUCAGAUGCCAUCCCAUCCACCGGUGGAUCGAGGCACGCAGCACGCACUCGGAGUUUUUGU
Messenger RNA from Vitrella brassicaformis, 5423 nucleotides. NCBI's taxonomy places the organism in Eukaryota, Vitrellaceae. The record is from the annotation of a GenBank genome assembly.